Messenger RNA from Microtus ochrogaster (prairie vole), 2982 nucleotides. RefSeq names its product tripartite motif containing 27 (gene Trim27). The record is from RefSeq and is a predicted model, not a curated record. Gene Ontology annotation, molecular function: protein binding; zinc ion binding. Lineage: Eukaryota; Metazoa; Chordata; Mammalia; Rodentia; Cricetidae.
AUGGCCUCCGCGAGCGUGGCCGAGUGCCUGCAGCAGGAGACCACCUGCCCCGUGUGUCUUCAGUACUUCGCGGAGCCUAUGAUGCUCGACUGUGGCCACAACAUCUGUUGCGCCUGCCUGGCCCGCUGCUGGGGUGCGGCGGAGACGAACGUGUCGUGCCCGCAGUGCCGGGAGACCUUCCCGCAGCGCCACAUGCGGCCCAACCGGCACCUGGCCAACGUGACCCAGCUGGUGAAGCAGCUGCGCACCGAGCGGCCGUCGGGGCCCGGCGGCGAGAUGGGCGUGUGCGAGAAGCACCGCGAGCCGCUGAAGCUGUACUGCGAGCAGGACCAGAUGCCCAUCUGCGUGGUGUGCGACCGCUCUCGGGAGCACCGUGGCCACAGCGUGCUGCCCCUCGAGGAGGCGGUGGAGGGCUUUAAGGAACAAAUCCAGAAUCGGCUGGACCAUCUAAGAAGAGUGAAGGAUUUGAAGAAGAGACGGCGGGCGCAGGGGGAGCAGGCGAGAGCUGAGCUCUUGAGCCUGACCCAGAUGGAGAGGGAAAAAAUCGUUUGGGAGUUUGAGCAGCUGUAUCACUCCUUGAAGGAGCACGAGUAUCGCCUGUUAGCUCGCCUCGAGGAGCUAGACUUAGCCAUCUACAACAGCAUCAAUGGUGCCAUCACUCAGUUCUCCUGCAACAUCUCUCACCUCAGUGGCCUGAUUGCCCAACUGGAAGAGAAGCAGCAGCAGCCCACCAGGGAACUCUUACAGGACAUUGGAGACACACUGAGCAGGGCUGAAAGAAUCAGGAUCCCUGAGCCCUGGAUCACACCUCCAGAUCUACAAGAGAAAAUCCAUAUUUUUGCCCAAAAAUGUCUGUUCUUGACAGAAAGUCUGAAGCAGUUCACAGAAAAAAUGCAGUCAGAUAUGGAGAAAAUCCAAGAAUUGAGAGAGGCUCAGUUAUACUCAGUGGAUGUGACCCUGGACCCAGACACAGCCUACCCCAGCCUGAUCCUUUCUGAUAAUCUUCGUCAAGUGCGGUACAGUUACCUCCAGCAGGAUCUACCAGACAACCCUGAGCGGUUCAAUCUGUUUCCCUGUGUCUUGGGCUCUCCAUGUUUCAUCGCUGGGAGACAUUACUGGGAGGUAGAGGUGGGAGAUAAAGCCAAGUGGACCAUAGGUGUCUGUGAAGACUCGGUGUGCAGAAAAGGUGGGGUGACCUCAGCGCCCCAGAAUGGAUUCUGGGCAGUGUCAUUGUGGUAUGGGAAAGAAUACUGGGCUCUUACCUCCCCGAUGACUGCCCUCCCCCUUCGGACCCCUCUUCAGCGGGUAGGGAUUUUCUUGGACUAUGAUGCUGGUGAGGUCUCCUUCUACAACGUGACAGAGAGAUGUCAUACCUUUACUUUCUCUCAUGCUACCUUCUGUGGGCCAGUCCGGCCCUACUUCAGCCUCAGUUACUCGGGAGGGAAGAGCGCAGCUCCUUUGAUCAUCUGCCCUAUGAGUGGGAUUGAUGGGUUUUCUGGUCAUGUGGGGAACCACGGUCAUUCCAUGGAGACCUCCCCUUGAGGAAGUGGACUGAGACCACAAGUGCUGUUGGCUGUAAUCCUACCCCAGGCACACAGGAUCUUGUCGACUUGUCAAUUCCUGUCCAUCAAAGCCAGGUGUCCUUACCAUUUCCCAUGCCCUUACAGAGAGAGACAGUGUGUUCAUGGUCUCUACUACACUUUCCCUUCCCUUGCAGAUUGUGAGAUGUAAUGAGAAGUAUUGCUGUUUCCCAGAAUAAAAACCAGAUUCCUCCUCCUGUGUUUUACACUUUUGUUGGUUUUUACACAUGACUGAAUAGAUGAAGACUAUGGAUAGGAUUUAGAGAACCGCUUUUCUCAGUGAUGGGCUUGGAUGUAGAAGUGUAAGCCAAAUAAACCCGUUUCUUCCCAAGGUGCUUUUGGUCUGCAUCUAUCACAGCAGCAGAGAAGCUGAGAAAAAUUGUUACGAGGCUGGUGAAAAUGCUGUGAUAGUCCCAGCCUUGUUUUGGGAAGGACUGUGGAAGUGUUUGGAACUUUGGUUUGGAAAAGCCAUUGAAUAUUAAAAGUAUAAUGGGCUGCGGGGUCUCAGAAAAUAAGAGUGUUGAGAGAAACGCAGAUGAUAGAGACCCAACUUGUGAAGCUGCAGAGAAGCAAAGACUAUUGGGGUCAUUUGUGUGAUACGCUUGAAUUAAGAAUGUGUGGUUUUCCAGUCUGGUCUACAAAGCGAGUUCCAGGACACCCAGCCGAUACUGUUACACAGAGAAACCCUAUCUUAAAAAAAGAAAAAAAAAACACAAAAAGAAUGUGUGAUUUCUGGACAGCUGGGGCUGAAGAAUUGGCUGUGAGCAAGAGGCCAGCAGCACUGACGUGAAACCUUUGCUUUAUUGGGACAGUCAAUACUGGUCAACUGGGGUGAAGAUCAGCUGAUUAACAACAGGCUAGCCCUGUUGAGACAACUGGAAAGUAUUUCCUCCAGGUCUGCACAGAGAGACUGUGGUCCAGAGGAGGCCAAUCCUGCAUCUCAAGCUAGUAGCAAAACUUGGUAAUGUGUAAACAUCUCCCAUGUGGUACUUGGUUUGACUGCAUGAGCAAGGUUAAAGGGGUCAUGGCGAGAAGCUGAGAUUUGGCAUCCUGUAGUAGCCACACAGUCCCUGAAGAGAGGUAUGGCCAGUUGCAGCGGAGAGCCCGGCAUACUGGCGAUGAUGGGACUAUAGGAUGGCCAGCAGGUCCACCAGCAGAUGUGGGCCUAUGAGUGUGUGCUGCAUAAGGUGGAACCAGAGAGGCGAAGCAAUGUAAGCCCUUUGGAGCCCAGAAGAUCAUGCGUCCCAAAUGUUGGACGGUUAUUUAACUAUUCAAAUUGGGUUUAAUUUGGUUUGUUUGUGACUGUGCUCUGGUUUUGCUCUCUUGAAGUGUAUGUAACUUGUAUUUUGAUUUUACAGGAAUCCACUUAAUGAGAUUUUGGACAAUUUAAAGAGAUUUUGGA